AUGUAUUCCGGCGCAACAAUCUCGACACCUUUUUCUGUAAAGGAUAUUUUAAAUUUACAACAAGAUUUUGAAAAUGAGCUUCUAAUGACAGACCAAGUCGUUCCAAUAAACCAUCACGUGUAUCGCACCUCGCCCAAAGAUUUUUACGAGUUGCAGCCAAGGCCGUGUCCGAUGGAGAUGUGUGAAAACACACCCUCCCAAAAAAUAUCAGAGCAGGACGUCACACUGAAGUUUGAUGUAAAUUCUCAGAACAAUUCCCCGGACGUUGAUGAGACGCUGAAAAGCAAAGGUCGCGCGCGCAGGAAACCGCGCGUGCUCUUCUCUCAGGUCCAGGUGUCUGAGCUCGAGCGGCGCUUCAGACACCAGCGCUACCUGUCCGCCUCAGAGCGCGAGCAGCUGGCACAAGUGCUCAAACUCACGUCCACACAAGUCAAGAUAUGGUUCCAGAACCGGAGGUACAAAUGCAAGCGCCAGCGCCAGGACCAGUCUCUGGAGCUGGCGGGUUUCUCCAGCGCACCGAAAAGAGUGGCCGUGCCGGUACUCGUGAGGGACGGGAAGCUGUGCAACGAUGGAUCCCACUCCACAGCGUUUAACAUGGCUCUGGGUCAUUAUAACUCUUUAAUGCAUUACGGGAACGGCAGCUUUUACGGUUACACUUACCACAGUGUGCCACAGUGCUCAGGCGCUCUGACGGCGCCAGGCCCCGGGACGCACGGACACAUUUCAGAGACGGUGAACUCCGAAGGGCCCAUGAGCAGCCACAGACACUUGCACAGCGUGAGCGGCUGGUGA
This is a messenger RNA of Periophthalmus magnuspinnatus, 792 nucleotides long. It is a transcript of the gene nkx2.7, whose product is annotated as NK2 transcription factor related 7. Gene Ontology annotation, biological process: cell differentiation; regulation of transcription by RNA polymerase II. Gene Ontology annotation, molecular function: DNA-binding transcription factor activity, RNA polymerase II-specific; RNA polymerase II cis-regulatory region sequence-specific DNA binding. NCBI's taxonomy places the organism in Eukaryota, Metazoa, Chordata, Actinopteri, Gobiiformes, Gobiidae. The record is from RefSeq and is a predicted model, not a curated record. The transcript has 2 exons. Bases 1 to 792 code for a protein of 263 amino acids. Gene Ontology annotation, cellular component: nucleus.